AAACACUACUCUCUUAUCUUUCUCUUGUUAACUAAUUAAAAUGACUCUCACAAAGGCCUUGUUCUUUGUGACCGCUCUAUGCUGCACCUCUGCCGCAUAUGCUGCAAGGUUUGACAUCACAAACCGAUGCUCAUACCCUGUUUGGGCCGCGGCUGUGCCUGGCGGUGGCAGGAGGCUGAACUCGGGCCAGUCAUGGGCUUUAGACGUGCCUGCAGGAACGAAAGGGGCCCGCGUUUGGGCCCGAACCGGCUGCAACUUCGACGGCUCGGGCCGCGGUGGAUGCCAGACCGGUGACUGCGGGGGUGUCCUCGACUGCAAAGCUUACGGCACGCCUCCCAACACCCUAGCGGAAUACGCGCUGAACCAGUUCAGCAAUUUGGACUUCUUCGACAUCUCCCUCGUGGACGGUUUUAACGUGCCCAUGGACUUUAGUCCAACCUCGAAUGGGUGCACACGUGGCAUAAGGUGCACUGCGGACAUUAACGGACAGUGCCCUAGUCAGCUAAAGACUCAAGGAGGCUGCAACAACCCUUGCACUGUCUUCAAAACCGACCAGUACUGUUGCAAUUCCGGUAGCUGUGUGCCCACUGAUUAUUCCAGAUUCUUCAAGCAAAGGUGCCCCGAUGCUUAUAGUUACCCCAAGGAUGAUCCAACUAGCACCUUCACUUGUAAGGGUGGGACUAACUAUAGGGUUGUCUUUUGCCCUUGAACCCAAUAACCUCUUCUAUUACGGACACUGAAUAAAAAUAAAGAAUAAUGGUGUACCUUUUUAAAAUAAAGUUUAAUUGGAUGUAAUUUUAAUGUAAAA
Molecule: messenger RNA, 808 nt
Organism: Glycine soja
Lineage: Eukaryota; Viridiplantae; Streptophyta; Magnoliopsida; Fabales; Fabaceae
Product: protein P21-like
Exons: 1
Coding region: 41-709 (222 amino acids)
Biological process (GO): defense response
Cellular component (GO): extracellular region
Source: RefSeq, a predicted model, not a curated record